This is a messenger RNA of Danaus chrysippus (African queen), 2214 nucleotides long. The record is from the annotation of a GenBank genome assembly. Lineage: Eukaryota; Metazoa; Arthropoda; Insecta; Lepidoptera; Nymphalidae.
AUGGAUAUGUUUCAAGAUUAUAGCGACCCAACAAGUCCACCGAUACCUUUAGACGACAAUUAUGUUUCUCGAAGAUUUAGCUCAUACAGUUUGAAGCAACAACUGACAAGUUUAGCUCAAGAAAUACCUAACGCGAAUAUAACAAUCGAAGUCAUUGGUAGAACUCUGGAAUACCAAGAUAUAUUGAUGCUUAGGAUAUCAGAAAACACUGGUCAUACAUAUUUUAGGGCAGAUGAUCAGAAAUAUGCUGAGGAAGUGCCGGAGAAGAAGAUUAUAUUUAUAGUCCACGGUCUUAAAGUUAUGGGAAUGACAGAUAUACCUUGUUUAUCUACAACGGGAUCUUUCAGAAUACUACUGUCAUAUUACACAUCGCAUUUAGAUAAAUUUAACAUAUUUUUAAUACCGAUGGCAAAUCCAGACGGCUAUACCUAUAUACGAUCGUCAUACAAUGAGUUUUGGGAUAAAAACGUGGCGCCACAAGCAGAAUGUCCCGGAGUAGCUUUGGAUAGGAACUUCGAUGUUGCUUGGAGUUUAAACCGCUCAAUCAGUUCUUGCAGCCAGGAGUACCCUGGCGAGGUGCCCUUCUCAGAGGCAGAGACGAGGGCUGUGAGAGACAUAUUCCAUAAAUAUGGCCAUAAAAUUGUAGCUUUCUUUAACGUGCAUGCUGGCUCAUAUCAUAGUUCGGUUUUCAGGGGCGAUGCUGUACUCUAUCCAAAAGGUUACAGCGACACAGCGAUAGAUGAUGAUAAAUAUAUUGAUUUGAAAGGAGAGAUAGAUGAAGUUAUUAGGAAUGCAAGCUUCCAAGUAUAUUCUGUCACUGUUGAUACUUUAUACAAUUGGUACGGACUGGUCAAAGGUUCCAGCGUGGACUACGCAUCAACGGUUUAUGGCAUACCUUAUGCCAUGGAAUUAGUGAUGCAGCCGUAUGAUGAACAGGUGUUUUAUUAUGAUGAUGAAGACUACUCAUCUCUUGCUUUAAAAGACGUUUGUUACACACUAGUUAAGCUGUUCCCGUCAAGGACUGAACAAAUAGAAGCACUUAAUAUUUUAGAAAAACCGAGUGAAGGUAUUGAGAUUUUAAAGAAAUCAAGAAGUUUUAACGAUAGCACCGACGUUCUGGUACCUCCAAGCGAAUUGAAAUUCGUUGAAGAUUUUAUAAAUAAGGAAGACAUUGUUUAUGAAAUAAAGAGCAACUAUGGAAGGACAUUCGAAACUUCGGACAGGACGCCUAAAAGGAGAUUUAUGAGAGGCUUCAGCAUAUUCGAGUAUCACAGCUAUAACGCGAUUAUAGAAUUUAUAGAAAGUACGGCAAAACGCCAUCCGGACCUGGUGAGAUUGCAGAAUUUAGGAACAAGUUACCAAGGCAGGCGGAUGAAACUUGUUAAAAUAUCGCUAGAUCCCAGUGCUUGCAACCCGAUCAUAUUUAUAGAUGCUGGUAUCCAUGCGAGGGAAUGGGCGGCACCAGCCAUGGCGUUAUACCUCAUCCACAGACUAGUUAAUGAUCCUGACGCCAGGAAGGAGCUUGAAGGAGUCGACUGGUACAUCCUUCCAGUUGUUAAUCCCGAUGGAUACGAAUACACGAGGAGCAAUAGAGCGAAUCGUCUAUGGAGGAAGACCAGAUCAAAGAAUUCUGUUUAUGACUGUUUUGGGGUAGACGGUAACCGCAAUUACGGUUUUAAGUGGGCAGUCAGUGGUGUGUCCAAGAAUCCUUGUGACAAAGAGACUUACGCCGGUCCGAAACCUUUCUCAGAAGUGGAGACCCAAUACGUCAGGAACGUGAUGAUGGAAAAUAGUAAACGGAUAAAGUUAUACGUAUCUUUGCACUCAUAUGGCCAAUACUUGGUAUAUCCGUGGGGAUAUACGGGAGAUUAUUUGCCAAAGGAAUGGAAAAGAUUGGAUACUUUGGCUAGGGCGGUCUCAGAUGCUGUUCAAAGAGCUGGUGGACAGCCUUUCAAGGUUUUGAGUGCUGGGAAAUGGUACCCAGCUGCCGGUGGUAGCGAUGAUUACGCGUUUGGUGCGGUAGGAGUCCCAUACUCAUACACAAUGGAGCUAACUGACGGUUACGAAUUCAUAUACCCUGAGAGGCUCCUUAAAAAUGUGUUGCCACAAUACUACGAGGGUUUUAAAGUAUUUGCAGUCCAAAUUAGAAGCGAAUUUAAAGAGUUAUGUUCAAACAGGAGAUAUUUACCUGAAGUCAUCGAAAUUAACAACUGA